Messenger RNA from Sphenostylis stenocarpa, 2730 nucleotides. NCBI's taxonomy places the organism in Eukaryota, Viridiplantae, Streptophyta, Magnoliopsida, Fabales, Fabaceae. The record is from the annotation of a GenBank genome assembly.
AUGAAGGUGAGGCGAAAAAAGAGAGGGGAGAGGCAACCGGUCAAGCCGGUAGGGCAAAUUGGCAAUGCAAUGGUGGGGCCACGCGCAUGUGCCGGGAUGGAACAGUUCCGGCAUAUCGGAGAGGUGGUUGGGAGUAUGAAAGCGCUAAUGGUUCUGCGCGACGAAAUUCAAAUUAACCAACGGCAAUGCUGUUUGAUCCUGGAGAUAUUCAGUUUGGCCAUGGACACGAUCGCGGAGGAGAUACGGCAGAACCUGAAGCUGGAAGAGAGAACCACCAAAUGGAAGCCUCUGGAAUUUCCUCUGAGGGAGUUGUGCAGGGUUUUCAAGGAGGGAGAGCUUUACAUAAGACAGUGUUUGGAUUCCAAAGAUUGGUUGGGGAAAGCCAUCACCCUCUCUCACCACCGAGACUGCGUGGAGUUCCACAUCCACAACCUUCUCUGCUAUUUCCCGGCGGUGAUCGAGGCGAUCGAGAUCGCAGGGGAGGUUUCAGGUUUGGAUAUGGAGGAGAAGGCAAAGAAGAAGUUGAUGCUGACUCGGAAGUAUGACGUUGAAUGGAACGACCCGGAGCUGUUCCAAAUGAGGUUCGGGAAACAGUACCUGGUGUCCCGCGGGAUUUGCAAGAAGUUGGAGAACGCAUGGAGAGAGGAUAGGUGGAGGCUCAUCGAAGCCAUCAAGGAGAAGACUCAGAAGAAAGGUGGUUCUUCUGCGUUUAAAAAGAGCGAUCAUGGCCUCGCGGAUAUGCUCGUCAAGAAACUUCUUAAUGGGUCCGAGAUCGUCCCAAUUUCGGUGCUUGUUGGGUCCAAAGAUUACCAGCUAAGGCGCAGGUUGGGCGGCAGGAAGGACUUAAAGGAAAUCCAUUGGCUGGGGCAUAGUUUCGCGUUGAGGAACUUUCAAGGGAAGAGAGAAGCGCAUGAGGCUGAGGUUUCCUCUCUGCUCUCGCUUUCGCAUCCCAAUAUAUUGCAAUACCUGUGCGGGUUUUACGACGAGGAGAAGCAAGAGUUUUCUCUUGUGAUGGAGUUGAUGAGCAAGGACUUGAGGACUUAUAUGAAAGAGAAUUGUGGUCCCAGGAGGCAGAUUAUGUUCUCUGUCCCUGUUGUCGUCGAUCUCAUGCUUCAGAUGGCCAGAGGCAUGGAGUACCUGCAUUCCAAAAACAUUUGUCAUGGACACCUUAACCCUUGUAAUAUUUUGCUCAAGCCAAGGAACUCCCAAGAGGGUUAUUUUCAGGCAAAGGUUUCAGGGUUUGCCUUGUCUUCUGUGAACAGUAGUAGUGGUGAUGCUAGUGAGGACUUCAACCCUUUAACUUGGCAUGCUCCUGAAGUUCUAACAGAGUUGGAACGAACGCAGAAUGGUUGUGCUUCUACUUCGGCGAAAGCUGAUGCCUACAGCUUUGGAAUGAUAUGUUUCGAGUUGUUGACGGGGAAAGUUCCAUUUGAAGAUAACCACCUUCAAGGAGACAGAAUGAGCCAAAACAUUAAGGUGGGAGAGAGACCGUUGUUUCCUUACCGUUCCCCGAAAUACCUUGUGAGUUUGAUCAAGAAGUGCUGGCAAACUGACCCUGCUCAGCGUCCCAGCUUCUCCUCCAUCUGUAGGAUUUUGAGGUACACCAAAAAGUUCCUUUCCAUGAACUCAGAGUCCCAAGCCACCAACCCUGAGCUCAACGUUCUUGAGGUUCCGCCUGUGGAUUGCUGCGAGAUAGAGACAAUGUUCCUAAAGAGAUCUUCAACCCUGAGGGCAUCUGGUGUGUCCGCCGUGUCGCAUAUACCGUAUGAAAUGUUUGCUUACAAGGUUGCGGAGAAUCAGAAACUGAAUCCGAACAACCGCAGUACUAAAGAUGAGUGCUGCGAGCACCACCGAAAGGAUGGCUGUAGGAGUGGAAGUGACUACCCAAGUGCAGUGUUUGAUGAUAAUAAUGCAUCCAUAGUGGAAGAUCCGCUCCCUCAAAUAACCUAUCCUACUCCAGUCUCUGGUGACGCACAGCCCGUUUCCCCUGAAGCCCCAAACAAGAAAACUGUUAGAAUACAGAAUCCAACACAUGUAGAGGCAAAGAAUGACCAAGGAACGCCAAAAUUGCGGGCGACAAAAUCAUUACCACCAUCUUUAUCCAAACCAGUUUCAAGGACGACAAAGGUGAAUACGUCAUCAGUGGCACCAAGCAGUCUGAGCCCCGGUAAAAGACGACCUCCCAUGGGGUCUGAAUCGGAUCGCAACUCCAAAGGGAAUCAAUCAACAAUAACAUCAGUGCCCAUUCCUUCAAGCUCACUGAGGAGGAAAAACCAUGAGGCCAAUUUGACGGAUUCUAAGGCCAGUUUAAGGUUGAAAAAAAGGGAGCAGACACCAUUAUUUAGAUAUGACAGCAUGACAGAGAGUUCAAGAAAGAAGAAGUCACAAACGCCGUUGAACCAAUCUUUCAGCCUGGGAAGAUUAAGACGUGCCAACACGGAGAUCAAUCUGAAGGGGCUCACGCGAACCCAAGCAUUGAGCACUUCAAGAACAUCCACAAGGAGCAGAAAAAGAGAUAAUGUCUCAGAUUUUGACAACGGUUCAAGGAAGACAGCAGGUAGGGUUUCACCGUUGGCAUUGAGUCCCCUAAGCCGCCAUUUGAGAAGAAAAAGCGGUGAUCUCUCUGACUCCGAAAGCAGUUUUGUGAAGAAAAGAGGAAGCCUGUCACCGUUGGCAUCGAGCCCUUUGGCUCCGUAUGAGAGUACGACUUGUGGCCAUGCCUCAGAUUAA